GAGGGAGGGACACCUGAGAGGGGCGUCGGCUUCAGUCUCACCUGCACCUACAAGUGGACUCUAUGAGGACGCUCAUCGACAGAACGACACUCAGAGACAGAGAGACGGACAGAAUGGCCUCUACAUGGAUUGCAGAGAAAAUGGGAGACAUGGUAGAGGAUGCAGUGAAGAAGGCUCUCGGAAAGGAGGACAAGGACAAGGAAAAAGACAAAGGAGGGAUAAUCUCCAAGAUCUUUAAUAGAGACGACGACAAGAAGAAGAAGAAGAGCGAGGACAAAGACAAGAAGGAAGGCUUCUUCUCAAAGAUGUUCGACAGAGACGCCGGUGAGGACAAGAAGAAGGAGAGUAAAUCUGGGUUCUCUGGUCUCUUCAGUGAGAUGGAGGGAGCUACGUCUGCAGGAGGCCACGACGGAGACAACAUGGGCGGAGGAAUGACACCUCAAACCGUACAAAUAAAUGAUGGAGAUUUGUUAAAUGAUCUGAUGGAAGUGGCCGAAGAAACGUCAAGAGAGAAUUGAAGACAUCCUGACCUCUGAAAACAUAUAAACAUAUAGAUACAUAUAUUUCUACAUAUAGUUAUGUAUAUUUCACAUUUAUUGCUUAUUAUUUCUCUUAAAGAACCUCUUCCUGCUUCAGAGUCCGGAGGCAGAGAAACGUAAGAUGAAGUUUGUGAAUAACGUGAAAGGGACGGUUCAACAUGACGCAAUCUAUUAAAUCAGAUUUAAUGUCACAGAGGAUUCAACGGACAUUGUGUCUGUGGUUUGGUGUCUCCAGAGGAUAUCCAGGAAUAAUAGAGAUUAGCCUUAGCUUAGCAUAAAAGCAGGUGGAAGUGGCUAGCCUGGGUGUGUUCAUGUGUGAAGGUUUCUAGUAAAGAACUAAACUGUUCCUUAAGUUACCAAUGCUAGGUGAGCUAACAGCUACACACUGUUAGCAUCACUCAGGAUAUUUAUUGAUUGGUUAACUUUGUCUUCAUGAGACUACGGCUCAUGUUGGAUCUAUUAGCUGGUCAAUGUCUUAUGAUACUGUGAGCAUCAUAUUUUGUUGCAUUUUGUGUGUGUGUUUUAUGUUAAUGAGGCAAAAACAUUUGAAAUAUAACAGUAAAGGAUGAAUAUGUUCUGAGUAAUACCUGCGUUUUUAGGAACGUCAGCUUAAGCAGUAAAUUGAUGGUCUGGGGGUAAAUUAACUUAAAUGAAAUUGUAC
Pungitius pungitius (ninespine stickleback) is the source of this 1200-nucleotide messenger RNA. Its product is annotated as nipped-B-like protein B. The record is from RefSeq and is a predicted model, not a curated record. The coding region runs from base 63 to 518 and encodes 151 amino acids. The transcript has 3 exons. NCBI's taxonomy places the organism in Eukaryota, Metazoa, Chordata, Actinopteri, Perciformes, Gasterosteidae.